GACGUUAUCUCAAGGCACUGUACACAUGGAGCAGGUCUAGAACCCGGCUCCAAGAGAACCAACCGAACUCCACACGAGCAAGCACUUGGCGGCAGAGGCAAGGAAAAAUUCCCACUCGGGAAGAAACCUCGAAAAGAACCCAGAGUAAGUCUAUACUCUCUGUGAAGGCCAACAAUAACACUGAAAGCAAACAAUGGCAGUUGGCGCCCUUUAGAGGACAGGCCAUGUUCUACAAUUAAUUAAAAAUGGCAUUUGGUAAGCUAUUUGCAUUUAUUGAACAAUUUCAUCUUCAAGAGUGAAAUCAAUUAGCACUUACAAAAAAAAGUAAAAUUUUACUAGUUUAUAUAUUUAUAGGAGCGCACAAUUUGCUAAUGAGGAUCAAUAAAAAUAUACAGUGUAUAUUUGGCUAAUUUUGCUCCGUAAUCCUCACAUUGAUUAGCUAAAUAUUAGGGAUUCUGUUUCUCUUGAGCAUUGUCAGACACAUUUGCACAGGUGUAACUAAAUUAAACGCCGCAGUUUUUAUAUGAUACGGUUUUAGACAAAAAUCCGUACUGGGUUUCUUGGCAAAUGUUACCAAUAGUGGUUGAGCUGUCUGUUGCUCAAUCUGACAGAGGGUCUAGCAUGGUUCAAGCAAACCAAGUUUAUUACCAGAUUUAAAAAUGUUUUUUGUUUGCUUUUUUUUUAAAUAUAUAUAAUGGCCCCAACUGAGCACCCUUGUGAUUGGAGUGGUUUUUGAAACAAUUGACUAAAAAGGUAUAGCGCAGUAAUUGAAUUUAAAAAACUGUGAUCAUAAAGCUGUGGCCUGGAGUCACGCUGUUCGAGUACUACUUCCUUGUAUUCUGCUGCUUUGACAGAUUUGAACCUAAGACCGCCCACUAAAGGUGAUGGACGGUAAAGAAAACCAAUAGCCUCACUGCCUUUGAGUUAUGAGCACCACCUCUUUGUGAUAGAUUUAGGUUAUAGCCAAUCAGCUGGUAUGCGUCUCGCAGUAAACGGGAGAGAAGUGUAGCGAAAUAGCCUUUACUUUGUUUACGUGCGGUUAGCUGACAGCUGUUGUAGCUCUUUACUACCACCUUAGCAUUGUGUGACUUUCUCUCGCACACUGGAAAUAUUAAAGCCACGCAUCUGUGGCUGUCGAGAAUGGGAUGUUUAGUUGAUUGAGGGCAGGCCGCUAGAUGCCGACAGGAGGAUGAGCUCCAUCAGCGGUCGGGUUCUUGCCGUCCCCGCCGCCUGUGUGACUAACUCUGGAGCUUCAUCAUCCCGAGCCUUGCACGUAGAGCUCACGUCCCAGCAGGAGGGCUGCACAUGGGAGGAGCGACACAUGCUUUCAUGUCAGUGUUUUCCCUAGAGACGAUUGCGUCACCUCCGGAGCAUUGCUGCAAGAAACAUUGUCAACAAGAAUGGUUCCCCCCUGCUGGACACAUACUUCACCCUGCACCUGUGCAUAGGAGAGCGUAUAUCGAGUGAUUUUUACAAGAGUGAAGUCAUACGUGACUCACUGAACCCUACUUGGCGCAGCCUGGACUUUGGUAUGUUGCCGGACCUUUUGGAUACCUCCGUGUCAUGCUUCGUGGUGAGAAUUUGGGGAGGACAAGAGGAACAGUACCAGCUCCUCAUCGAAUGGAAAGUCAACUUGGAUGGCGUCAGAUACGCAGGACAGCAGAUACGAUCCAGGAAUCCAAAUGAGAUCAUAUUUGGGUUGAAUGAUGGCUAUUAUGCAGCAGACUUUGAUCACAAGGACCAGUCGGAGCGGAAGAAAAAUAGUCUGCUUCAGGUUGACCAAAGCUCAGUCAGGAAUUCCUACAGUGUCUUCUCGCUGCUUAGGCUCCACACAGCCCAGAGAGCCAUCAAGCAGACCCAAGUAACCGUACAGAAGAUUGGGAAGGAGAUUGAGGAGAAACUGAGAACAACAGCAACAUGCACCGUGCGGAAGAAAGAGCGGGAGUUCAUGCAGCUACGUUUAGCCGUUCUUCGUAGUGAGCUGCAGCGGCAGAGGAAGGCUCUUGGGAGAGAGAGAGGUUUGUGGCAGAAGGAUGGGGCGCAGCUUCAGAAGAAAGAGGAAGUGUUUGCCACACAACAUGAAAGUCUAAAGGAGGAGAAAGAAACCUUAACCAUGCUUCAUAAGGAAUGUACCGCCAAGAGAGAGCAGCUCCUCAAGUCCAACGCCCAGCUCAGCAUCCGAUGCCGUCAGCUUCUCUCUGAGCUUUCCUACAUUUACCCCAUCGAUGUGGAAAAUCAGUCAGAUUAUGUUAUUUGUGGAGUGAAGCUGCCAAAUUCUGAAGACUUUCAAGCCAAGGACGACGGGAGCGUGGCAGUCGCCCUGGGUUACACGGCACACUUGGUCUUGAUGAUCUCGUGCUUCCUGCAGAUCCCUCUUAGGUAUCCAGUAAUCCACAAGGGUUCACGCUCCUCCAUCAAGGACACCAUCACAGACAGGCUCACCGAGAAGGAGAGAGAGUUCCCUUUGUAUCCCAGAGGAGAGCGGUUCCAUUUUGAAUAUGGCGUCUACUUGCUCAACAAGAACAUUGCUCAGCUGAGAUAUCAACAUGGCUUGACCACCCCGGACCUGCAGCAAACGCUGCCCAACCUGAAGAACUUUCUUGAACAUGGCUUGCUUGUCAGAUGUGACCGACACCACGUCUCCAGCGCCAUCCCGGUACCAGCCAAGUCUCACCUUGGGGUGCCUGGUACCUCCGAGGUCACCUGCCCCCGCCACACCACUUCCCCGGACCGGGGCCUGAGGAAGAGGGCGAGCUCUGAGGCUGACAAGAACAAGACACAUCCUCCUUGCUAUGACACCGCUGUGGGGGCGGGGCCAGCCACAGCAGUAACGCAGUCGUCUCCACCUAAACUCCUGUCUUCAUCUCUGGAUGCCGCCAUGGCCUCGCUUGACCUUACAGAGCCGCCUGGAGCCAAAGAGGAGGAGGGAGAAAUGGAGGUAGGUCGCGAUACAGCAGCUGAGGUGGAGCGAUGCAGCAGCACUGACCGAGAGGUGGAAGUCAGCAGAGAUCAAACUGAAGCACGACGGCCCUCUAGCACAGCUGCACCCAACUCUUCUACACUAGGGGGCGCUGGUGGGGACGAUACGAUGGCCACAAGUCAACACGCGGGAGUCAUGAACGGCUCUCUGGUUCCCAGGCAGCGCUGCUCAGUGGAGCAAGCGGAGGAGAUCAUGGGGACGGAGGCCACCAACCUGGCAAUGGGACUCGGGGGAGACUUGGGGCUCACAGAGGAGACCAGGCUGGAAGACUACCACUGCAUCCCCGUGGACCAGGCGGUGGCCGUGGAAUGUGAUGAGCAGGUUCUGGGGGAGCUGGACGUCGCCGGCUUUGAGGAGUUUUCCAGACGCAUCUACGCACUGAAUGAGAACAUGUCCAGCUUCCGGCGACCGCGCAAGAACUCUGACAAGUGAGGAAGAUAACUGCAGGAGAGAGGCAGACAUGGGGGGGGGGGACAAAACAAAACAUUGCACGGAGAUUUUGGUCAAAGAAGGCAAGGUGGAUUCUGGAAUAAUGACCAAUUUGCACUUCUUCUACAAACUAGUACAUAUGUCAAUAGCAUAUUUUAAAAUGGAAUGCAGUUAAGUAUUGGGACAGCUGAUUUUUAUUUUUUGAUGCCGGCAUUAAUAUAUUUUAACAAUGAAUUAGUCAUUCAGAUCUCUUCAUUCCAUCGUCCGACCUCAAUGUUAAUAUCGUUCAUGGGUUACUGUUGUGUGUGAAAAGGCGCCAUUCAUCAUGAGACCUGCACGUACGUAACUCACCCGGCUGCUGCUAUUAGACACUAAUAGCAGUACAUGUUGGGUUUUUCAUAGUAACAUACCUCAGGUUUAACCUCCACCAGGCAGGCUUUUAUUCUUCUUAUAUGCAGCAGGGGUGUAACGGUACGCCGAAAUCGCUCUCAUGUACGUACAGCGGCUUUUGUGUAAAUGGCUUCAAUGAUUUUUACAAUGAAGCCUGCAGCUUGCUAGCAGUGCUACAGUACAGGAUGUACGCGCUGCGGCUCCGAAGGUUGGGUUCCUUCAAUCACGUCGCCAUGAUUACACAGAACGUUAUCAAGCAUAAAUACAGUUGUCGCCACGUUGUGCUUCGAAUUGUACGGCUUCACUCUAUCACGAUUUUUUCAGAAAUACAUCAUUUAGUGUGUGAAUAUGGCCGGUCAUGAGUCAAAAAUAUGCAUUCGUGAGCUAAUUUUAUGUACAUUUGACCUAAAUGAAGCAUUUUCAAGCAUAAAAUUAGCUAAAUGAACUAAAAUACAAAUACAAGGCGUUCAGAAGAAUCAUUGAAAGAUGUGAUAAAAAAUGUGUGUAGCAUGGAGCGCUGGUCACUGGGUAGCAGUCAAGUUACUCAUGUGAGACACACAAGCACCAGCCUUUCUUGCAGGUUUGAAAUAUUCCACAACAGGCACACUGAUCUCAAACACGGGCAACUGUCACGGCCAUGAACCAAGUCAAGCUAAAACUCAACUCUGAACCUCGCUUCCUGUCCGCGGAACACAUUUAAAGUGACACACACGAGCACGAGUCUUAUUCCUGUCUUAAGUGGCUUAUUUGCUCUAAUUUUGUCUACUGUAUUGGGCAAUACAAGUGUAAAGGGUGACUAUAGGGGUGUUCAUGUCUACACGGCUCUAAUAAUGUUAAAAAAAAAAAACAUAUUUAGAAAUGUUCUAUGGUCUAACUCUGAAACUAUUCCAUUUAUAAGUAAGGAAAAUUCAACUAUCACGGCCAGUUCUGGCAGUUAACGGCGAUAAACGAGGGAUUACUGUAAGGCUACCCCGAAAACGAAAGCAAAAACUGCUAUAUUCUAGAAAGCUAUUCGGAGAGUUUGUAAACAAUACAACUGUGGCGUGCGGUGAGGCUCUUGGUUGGAGUCACCGUGUGAGAAAACGAUACGCCUCUGUGCCGAACCGAAAAUCUACAGAUGCACGUACCACUACACCCCUCCUCUUACAUGAUUGGCACAUAUUGUACAGUUGCAUUACUGAUCACACUCCAGCAAAUGUAAAUGUGUCCACUCGAGCAUAACAAUCAGCAAGUCUAUGAUGGAUGAAUCAGGUCUUGAAGCUGGGGCAGCAGGGAGUCUUCAGCCACGAAGACCUCGGCUUGGACACGAGGAGCUCAGAACAUGAAGAAAGACAUUCUCCCAUUCCAUUCAAAAUAUUUAUGAUCCUUUUCAGAUGAUUUUCCGUGUAGUUGAUGGAGGAAAUUCCAUCAAAUUCCCUUCCCAGUACGUGAUUGUACAUGAUGUUGACAUGCUUGCCAAGCCUUGCAUGGACGUGGUGGCGGGUGUGUGGGCUUUCCUACGCGUGCAUGUCUGGAGUGGGAGGUGUUCACGCUCACGCAGUCCCACGAAUCCACCGAUGACCUUCAAACGAGCGCCAAGGGAGGUGGAAACUGGGGCCCAGUAGACCCUGAGACUCCCCACCCAUUUGUGCCCUCACUGGGGCGCCACGAUCAUUCCCAUUAGGGGUCUCCGGUUGGAGCCUCCAGCCCCAUGGCAGCGAUACCGUGCAAUCCUUCAUCGCUUCCUGUCCUUUUUUGCUUUUUAAAAAUGCUAUUCUCAUAUUUAGUAGACCAUAAAGAUGAUUGUGUGUUGGAAUAUCUCAGGCUCUACUGCAAGUGUUAAAUGAAGUGUCUCAAUGCAGUCGUGUGUGUGAUUUUUGUGUCCUUCACCUGAAUGCUUUCUUGCACUGGUAUUCAAAACCAUUUAUUUCUAUUAUUUAUGUCCCUCAAAUAUUUGUGUUUUGUUAAAAAAAAAAAAUUAAAAUAAAAAACAUGUUUUAGUCCCCGUAAGUUCAAACAAAUCAAUGUUGUUGACCGUGAUAAAGAUCCUCCACUGGAAGCCCACAUUUCAUUCAUAGUUGACCGUUUACUGAUGUAAGACGACAAUAUGAAGCAAAUACGAUCAUUUCCAUAAACCACUGUACAUGUACUUUUGUAUGGGUAUCUUUUUCUUAUUAAAGACUUAUUAAAGACAGUCCAAUGAAAGUGGUGUGUGCUUCUCUGUUAAAAUGUGCCCUGUUUGUUUGGAAUGGAGUGGAUAAACUCCCUAAAUCUGCGGAUUUUUGUUUAAAAAUAGGCGGUUUGUUUCCCCGCACGUCAUUCACCCAAAGUGUGUAAAAACGUACAGCAUGCAUGUACGCCUGUAAUGGCGUUACGUACCAGAUCGUGAUCAUGGCGUACCUGAAACACAUGAACGUGUCCAUCUUUGUCACGCUUUUCCACCUUCCGUUCUCAGCUCCGUUUAAUAUCAAAGACGAGCUGUUCUUCUUGACAUGCGACUAAUUUAUUGCUGGGGGGCGUGCUGGAGCUUGCAUCACGGUGCAUUAAUGACCGGAAUGACAGGGUCAAGUUACAAAAUUCAGAAAAAGUUCAAUCCGCGAUAGUC
Dunckerocampus dactyliophorus (ringed pipefish) is the source of this 6383-nucleotide messenger RNA. RefSeq names its product UV radiation resistance associated gene (gene uvrag). The record is from RefSeq and is a predicted model, not a curated record. Lineage: Eukaryota; Metazoa; Chordata; Actinopteri; Syngnathiformes; Syngnathidae. Gene Ontology annotation, biological process: SNARE complex assembly. Gene Ontology annotation, cellular component: endosome; lytic vacuole. Gene Ontology annotation, molecular function: SNARE binding. Bases 1532 to 3412 code for a protein of 626 amino acids. The transcript is spliced from 17 exons.